Messenger RNA from Dufourea novaeangliae, 5320 nucleotides. Its product is annotated as nuclear pore complex protein Nup153. Gene Ontology annotation, molecular function: structural constituent of nuclear pore. The transcript is spliced from 8 exons. The coding region runs from base 163 to 4728 and encodes 1521 amino acids. Gene Ontology annotation, biological process: RNA export from nucleus; protein import into nucleus. The record is from RefSeq and is a predicted model, not a curated record. Gene Ontology annotation, cellular component: nuclear pore. NCBI's taxonomy places the organism in Eukaryota, Metazoa, Arthropoda, Insecta, Hymenoptera, Halictidae.
GGGGCUGCUGGCGCCCUGGCGGCGGUCUUUCAGGUCGGCCAUAUUUUCUCUCGUGGGCCUCAGUCAAGAAGCUGGUGAUUCCUUGAUAAUCCCUGGGGAUGCGAGCUGUGAGCGGUGUUACCGCGCGUUCUCUAUCUGUGAAUCAGUGAUCGCUGUUCGAUCAUGGCUAAAGGAACUAAAAAUUUGAGUGGGAGACGGUCAUCGUCGCGGAAUGCGAGGCCCUACGACGCAAACAAUUCAUUUGUAAAAAAGGUGGCAACAAAGGUAACAGAUCUUAUACCGCAAAGGUCAUGGAUCAGUAAAUGGUUCAAUUCCUCCCAAAAUGAAGGAGAUGUAUUAGUCGAUACUGAGAACCCUGAACAGGUAGAAUCUGAAGAAGACAUCCAAAAGCCUCCACCUUCAAAACGACCAUGUAUUCGUAUGGAUGUCACUUAUCCAUCUGGUACAUUCGUAAUCCAACCAAGAGCUAAAGCUCCAUUGAACAAAACCAGUCCAUCUAAACUACAAUAUUCAAUCCAUAAUGAGACGUCUGAGGAUUUCUCUGUACCUGUGAUGGCUGGGCCAAGUGGGACAAAUUUAAUAUCGUCCACACCUGCAAUACAAACAGAUAUUAGAAAUAUAACACCUCAGAGAGCUGACUUGAAUUCAUUGGUCGUUGCAACAAAUAAUGGAGCUACAAAUGGCACAGAUGACAAUUCUGAGUCUAGCGAAAGUACUAGUGGUUGCAGCUCUCUUAUUCCACAAACAAACAGACAGGAGGCCCCUUCAAAUGUCUCCUACAAUUCUCCAUUUUCUAACAAAAAGAGAUUUAUCAAUGAAAAAUUAACGUUUACCAAUCAUACACAGUCUCCAAGGUCUUUAUUCCUAGAUAGCAAUAGGGACACGCUAAGCAGUCGUAGACCAAGUUUUAACGCGUCGAUGAUGACAAACACACCAGAUCAUGUAUCGCCGUUGUCAUCACCUUUCUAUAGUGGAAAUAUUACUUUUGGUGGAGCGAAUGCAGCCGAUCUGUACAAACGUGGUCGCUGUUUAUUUAACAGCUCAAACGAGAUUCAACUUAAGGUUCCAAGAAGAACAAGAGUUGAAGUAAAACCAUUAAAUAUAUCUGGGAUUGAUUCAUCUGGCAUGAGUCAAACAGCAAAAAAAAUAUUAGAGGCAUUGGAACAUUUUUCGUCGCCGGUAACGGACGCUAAAAAGAUUCCAUUAAAAAUGUUGAAUAACACGUCGAUGUAUAAAAAAAGAGCUAGGGAGGAAAUAUUGCCAACCAAAGUUGGACUGCGUCAUUUGACGCGCGAAUUAACUGUGCCGACUAUUCCCGAUAUAUUAAAGUUGAGAAGGCGUCAGAAACUGCAGGACACUACGCUUGUGGCUAGGAAAAUUGUCUCAGCUCGCAGUGAGCCACCACCUCCACAAGAAUACCAUAUUAGGACGCAAGGUGAUGAAGACUCAAAGCAUCUGGGGAAGAUCAAGACUACAGCGACGAAUUUCGAACAAGAAGAGGCAAUUCAACCAGUCAAUCUACCAUGUAUACCUUUGCCGAUAACGUCUUUACCUAAUUUUAAUUUCAUGCCAGUUGUUAACUUAAAGUCGUCGGACAAAACUCCUAUGGAAGAAACAUUUACCUUUGCGAGUCCUAUAAAAGUAACGAAUGUUACAAAUACCUUGAAGUCUAUCAACAACUUUACAUUUAGUAGUCCGCUUAAUGCUGACAAACAGUCAAUUGACAGAUCUAGUAACUCAAGUUCGCCUUUAAAAAGAAGUGGUAAGGCUGUUGUGUCAUCUACCAAUUGUAUAGCUUCUGUGACACAAAAUUUCGUCUGGUAUGGUUCGUCUACGGCACCCAGACCGAAAGAGAACAUUAAAAAGGCAGAUAAUAUUGUUCCUGCUACUUCAAAAGACUUAAAAUCAGGAAGCGUGAUGGAUAUCCUCAGUUCUAAAUCAGCGAAAAUUGAGCCUCAAAAGUCAAGUAAUACGAAGGUACAAGAUUCCACUGAUAACAAAGAAAAGACAAUUACCUCAGGCACAAGUAAAGAUUUAGUUAAAACUGUGAACUUAAAAUCUGGUCUAUUACAAGAUACUUCAUCUAUGUGGGAAUGUUCCGAGUGUUUAAUCAAGAACAGUAACUCUGAAACCCAGUGCUUUGCUUGUAAAACUGCCAAACCGAAUCCGAAAGACAAUAAAAUAUGUGAAUUGCCAUCAACACUCUCAAAUGCUAAUGAUUCGAAUCCAGGCAAUAACAAGUUUGGAUCCGAGUUUAAACUUUCUAGUGAUCAGUGGGAAUGUUCGUCGUGUUAUUUAAGAAAUAAGCAAACUGAUGAUAAAUGUGUUGCUUGCAAUGCACUCAAACUAAACUCUAUACACAAAGCUAACUCAAACAUAGCAAAAUUAUCAAACUCUGACAUAAAUAAUGUCGUUGACAGUGUACAAGGACCUGGAGAAUGUUCCAAGUGUAUACUAAAAAUUAUUGGAAGUUCAAUCGUGUGCUCUUGUAGCGCAUCUAAAUCAAGUCCUAAAAGGAAUGAAGACUCUAAUGAUUUGAGUACCUCAACUAAUCAGAAGACAUUGAAUAAUUUAGUUGUUAAAAAUGAAAUAAUGGAGAAGUUUAAACCAGGUAAAGAUACUUGGGAGUGUCCUUGUUGUAUGGUCAGGAACGCGGCUUCUGUUGAUACUUGUCCCUGUUGUAACACAACCAAGCCUAGUACUGGAGGUACAAUGAAAACUGCUACACCAUUGGUUCCGAAUGGAUUUGGAGAUAAAUUUAAGAAACCUGAGGGUGCGUGGAACUGUGAUAUCUGUAUGUUACAAAAUGAAGCGAAAGCUACCGAGUGUGUUGCCUGCGGAGGUUUAAAACCUGGAAUAAAGAAGUCGGAUAACUCAUCUACAAACGUUAGUUCCAGUUUACAAUUCAAUUUUGGUAUGCCUUCAAUUACUGGCGGCUUUAAUUUUGGAAUAGAUAAAGCUAAUCAACAGAAGACAGAGAGUAUAACGUCUACGAGUACCUUUAAAUUUGGUGCGAGUCAACCGAGUAGCCAAGCUAGCCAAUUCACGUUUGGCGUUCAGAAAGAACAGAAGAUGUUGAAUGAAACGUUAAAAACUGGAAACACUACUAUAGAAAGUGGAUUUGGAUUACAAGCAAAGAAUAGUGAGAAAACAAAGAUUAAGCAAGUUUCAGAAAAACCAAUGUCAGCGUUCUCCUUUGGUAUACCAAAAACUGAGAACUUAGCAGGAAACAAUAAACCUGUCACUACAUCAUCUUCUACAACGCUUCCAGCUACCUUCACAUUCGGCGUACCGAAACCCGAAACCAAAAAAUCAGAUAUAGAAAAGCAAAGUUCAUUGUUUGGAAAUACAAUGACACAAGUUUCAGAGUCAACUACAGGUACUACUGAAUCCACUGUCACCAGUGGUAACGCAUUAAUUACUUCGCCGAAUAGCUCCCAAGAGAUUAAACCAGCCGGUAUAUUCGCAUUCGGUGUACCGAACUCCACGACUGCAGUUUGCAGCGUUUCUACCAGUGUAGUAACAAGUCUUCCGUCUUCUACUCAAUCUUCCUUCGCGUUUCCUGAAACAAAACUAGCGCAAACGUCAAUACCCACUUUCAAUCAGUUAGUGACAUCAACGCCUGCAUCGUCAUCUAAUACUUUCACAUUCGGAGAGAGUAAAACGGCAGAGGGUGGCUUGGCAACUAAAACUUUCGGUGCGCUACCAAACGGUUCUGGAAACUCAAUAUUUUCAAGUGUCUCUAGUACUCCAUCGUUAUUUGACAACACCGAUGCGAAAACUAUUCCGGCAUUUGGUACAAAAGAGAACAAACAAGCUACAUUUGUUGCAAAUCCAAGUAAACCGUCUCCAUUCGCGAUACCAGAGAAUAAAGUAGCAACAUUCGGUAACGCGGAGAGCAAACCAUCAAUCUUUGGAUCCUCUGAUGCUAAGUUGCCUGUAUUCGGGUGUACUGAUACUAAAACAACAUCUUUGUUCAAUUCAACUCCCCAAACGCCAGCCGCAACAUUCAGUGCGUCUUCAACCACGCCGUCGACCACCCUCUUUGGGUCAUCAGCUACACCUAUCUUUGGUAGCAGCGGUUCAACAUUUGUCAGCGACGCGAAGUCCAAUAUGUUUGGAUCUACUUCCAAACCAGACGAAACUAACACGCCAAGUUCAAAUUUGUUCACGUUCAGCGCUACUCCUCAACCAGUGGCGCAAUCAGGAACAGGAUUCAACUUUUCUGGGAAUGCCAAUCCUUCGGAGGGGUCCACUCAGAAACCAUUGUUCACCUUUGGUAGCGGCACGAGUACGUCACAAAGUGGCAAUGUGUUUGGAAGUACGUUCAAUACUCCUGCUUCAAACACUUCUGGAUUCACUUUUAAUGCACCUAAACCUGAAAUACCAACGUUCGGUCAGUCCACUGUACCGCCGUUAAUCUUUGGAGUAACUCAGGCUGCAUCUCAGAAUCAACACUCAUCGUCAUUUACACCAAGUUCAAGUACAGGAUUCAAUUUUGGGUCCACCGUACCUGCUACAUCUUCGGGUGGCUUUAACUUUGGCGCAUCAACGUCCAAUCCUACAUCAUCCACAGGAUUUAACUUCAAUGCUCCCAGUACUACUCCGACGUUCGAUCCCAAUACUCCACCAUCCUACAACUUCACCGGUGGAAACGCGCCUGUGACAUUCAAUGGUACACCUCAAGCUGUAAGGAAGAUCAAGAAGGCCUUCAGAAGAGUACGGUAAAGAGCGAGUAACAGGAGACGCUAAUUGUGCAUACACUCGGAUGCUUUUUUACACCUGUGUAUGUGGAGAUACAUUAAACAGUUACAGUACAGUGAAGAAUAUCACGUAUACGUGGUGGUAUACCAGGCACUUUGUGUAAUAUAUGAGUCUACUGAUGGUAAUAUGCUUGCGUACAGCCACUUGUGUUCCACAGGAUCUGUAAAUUAUAAAUUAUUUAAAUUAUACAAUAAUAACGGUUGAUAAUUGACGCUGGCAUAAAGCCACUUUUACCAAUAGGACGGAUCGUGAUGAGAUCCCAUUACUUUGCCCAAAUCAGACCUUGAAUAUAUACUGACAUGGAAAAAGAAGCUUACACGUUCAAACAGAAGAUAAGCACUGAGUGUGUGCAGUUCAUUGAAGACGAUGAGUGGGAGUGCACCUUCGGGUAAGUAUAAGUCGUUCACAACUCGUGACAACAUUUUUAUGACUGAACAAAUGGUGAAAUUAUAUUCUUUUUUUUGUUGAUAUUAUAAAAAAUAUUCUUGGAUUUACAAGGCUGUAGUUACGGUCGCUGAAAUUCUCACUAAUUUCACUUACUAAUUUAACUAUGUCU